Messenger RNA from Aspergillus oryzae RIB40, 318 nucleotides. RefSeq lists its product as uncharacterized. NCBI's taxonomy places the organism in Eukaryota, Fungi, Ascomycota, Eurotiomycetes, Eurotiales, Aspergillaceae. The record is from RefSeq and is a predicted model, not a curated record. Bases 1 to 318 code for a protein of 105 amino acids. The transcript is spliced from 5 exons.
AUGGGUGGUGAUGGAAGUUUCGGGGAACGAGAUACUAUCUCGAGACGGGAUCUGCCGCACCUGAGCAGAUGUUUUGUCUCUACCACCGUGUUGGCACUGCUGAUGUGCCCUGAUCAUUUUCAUGCACUUGAAAGCGUGACGGUGCUAUAUACUGUACCGACUGUUGAGGGUGGUGGUGGUGGUGUUGUAAGGCCGUAUGGUCAGGGGUUGAUGGCACAGAGUGCACAGCUACCAUGGCCCUCAUUACUUCGCCUUCCAGAACCACUCAUAAUGACUUUCGGUUUGGUCUUCCUCUCUUGUUGGCAGUGGGGGAGUUAA